Phaeoacremonium minimum UCRPA7 is the source of this 1191-nucleotide messenger RNA. RefSeq lists its product as hypothetical. NCBI's taxonomy places the organism in Eukaryota, Fungi, Ascomycota, Sordariomycetes, Togniniales, Togniniaceae. The record is from RefSeq and is a predicted model, not a curated record. The coding region runs from base 1 to 1191 and encodes 396 amino acids. The transcript has a single exon.
AUGCACCCCAAUGCGCCCGCCAUUCGCUCCGUCCUCGGGCGGAGCGUGGCAGAGGUCAAUCGCUCCAGGCAGAGCUUACGACUCUGCCACCGGACAUUCUCAACGACACACAUCCGACCAGCUGAAGAGCAGCCCAAGGACGAGCAGCAAAAAUCACAAGAGUCCGGCAAACCCAGACCCAAGUCCAAGGGACCACCCUCCACGAGACAUCAACGAUCCGCCGCCGCGGCCUCUGAGCUUGGCGCCCUGAGCAAGUCCUCACCGGCGUCGCAAGGGUCUUCCGGAGCCCCGUCCUUCAAAAAGUCGGGCUUUGACAGCAGCAAUAACAAGAUCAUCAGCUUCCGCAGCCUCCCGCGAAAGCCUGAGGAUGGCAAUAACGGCCCGAGAUUCCUCGCCAGGCGAGCCCCGACAGGAGAUGGAGGCGAGAACAAAGCUGGCGAUGGGGGACAAAAGUUCACGCCGCGCACGUACUUCGGAAAUGCUGGUACAGGCAACGGUCCCCGGGGACGACCUGGCGCCCGGCCUCGACUGCCAGGCCGCGCUGGGGCAGGACGGCCGGGAGGGAAGGGGAAAGCGAAGCGUGCCGGCUUCAAGAAGAAGAAGAAGGACGGCAAUGAAGACGGCGAAGGCGACGAAUACAUCUACAGCAUUGAGGAGAAGCUGUGGCUCGAGGCCCAUGAACAAGGUGUCCAGACGACCUACAAGCCGUCGCUGACGAAGGAGUCGCUCCUCGGAUACGGCCCGGCUGUGGUGAGCACAACGCCAGUGAGCAAGGUUGAGACAGCUCUGCGGAACAUGCGAAUCCUGUCUGGCGGUGCGCCAUUCAACGCCAGCGCUAACUAUACGCAUCCGGAAGACGUCAGUCAGCAGGUUCGACGAAACAAGCCGGUAUUCUUCUCGGAUGUCAAGGAGCGCGAGUGGCAGCUGCAGAGCAAUGACGGACCUGAGGAGUUCACGCCGGUACAUGACGAGACGAAGAAGGCCAUUAUACAGGCGGCUAUUCAAGGGAAGCAUGUGGCGCCCACCUUCGCUACAGCCAAGGAUAUCUACGGCACAUUGGCGAUGUACCACAAUCGCGAUUCGACAUACCAGGCUGAAGAUGGGAAGAAGCUCGAUGCAAAGGUUCGGUCACUGCUGCCGCUGGCCAAGGAUGCAAAGGCUCCUCAGAAAGCCGCAAAGGCAAAGGCAUAG